GCUUUCCUGUAGACCGACAUUUUCUCUGACACAAGCGUAGAAAAAGUUUUCAUCAACAGCCGCCAUAUUAACUUUUCGGGUCUCAGUAAAAUUCGUGAAAUUUGUAAUCGUCUGUAGAGCGAUUAAAUGUACAUAAUAUUGGGGAAAAGUUUGUGAAGAACGAGGAGUGCAAAGGGACCAGGAGGACCUGGUGGCCGGAUCCGUGGGAGCCGUGGCGUUGGGGUGAAAAAUCCAAGUGCAGCAGAGAUCCACUAUUUGUCGUCGAUGGCCCAAACACAAUGGCCAAUGCCAAGUAAAUGGUGGAAGCAGUGGAGGCUCGAGUGUUGAGAAAUUUCUGGCGGACCAGAGACUGCACUGAGGCGCCCAGCAGCCACUUCCCAGGCGCGCUCCCACCAUUUCGGGGGCCAUUUUCACGUCCCGUCGCGCAAAAAUCGCCUCCGCUGUGCCCUCGCGUGUCUCCCCGUCGCCCUGCCGCUGGCCACUACUGUCGCAACUCUCUGGGGCGCCGCGAGACUCGCCCCCCUCCGGAAGCGAUGUGUUGAGGUGAGACGGGCAGCAGCAACCGAAGGAGAGCGCCCCAUCGCAUCUUGCAAAUAUGCACGGCAGGCGCCCCAAAUCUCAGCAGAUGCCAGCGCGUCUGGACGAUCCGUGCAGGUUGGAUGCCACCACGGGCAGGAGCCCCGCUGAGCCACCUCUCUCGGAUGCCAGGAGGACUGGCCGGAACUGAUUCUGCCAGUGUGCAUUCGCAUUGAGACCCACGGACGAUCGUUUCUCGAGACGCGCGCGCCAGGAGAAUCAAAACAUCCAUUGGACUAAUUUAGCGAGAAAAGCAGUGUUGAAGGGAGGACUUUGAAGAGGAACUUUUGUGCUAAGAAAUUCGUGGUGAAAAGGACUAAUAACCAGUGAGGAAGAGAGAGAGAGAGGACAUUUAGUGUGUUUUGACAGAAGGACAAGUGUGCAAAGUGUGCAGUGAAAUAGGAUGGCUGAUCACUUGGAUGAGGGGCCGCCACAGAAGCGGUCCAAGCAUUCCUAUCAGCAGGGCCCAUCGGACUCCGAAUUGAUAUCGCGCAGCGAUAUAUACAACUUGGAAGAUCACCUGCCCGAUGAGCUCGUGUCCAGUGGCACGAACUGGGGUGAUCAGAUGGCGAGCAACAAGCCGCCGGCCCAAGGCCCGGGCCCCGGUGGGCCGCCGCAGAUGAACGGCGAGGAUUCUGGCGUGGUGCCGCCGAGCGCCAACAUCGCCAUGCAGAGACUCCACCAGCAGCAAUUGACGCAUCUCAUGCAACAGGGAAAGCAGAACAUGAUCGGCGGCGUGGCGGCCAUCGGAAUUGGGCCGCUGGGCAGCAAGAGUCCCAAUCUGCAGUCACCGCCCAACGCACAGGCGAGCAUGUCCAACAAUUUGGGUGUCGGCACGAUGGGCAACUCCAUGGUGAUGUCCAUUGCGAGCAAUGGCGCUCCGCAGCCCAUGAGUUCGCUUCAAGCAAUGAACAGUGUUUCGCAGGGCAGCGCUGGUGGCAUGAUUAUGUCGAACAGUCUUUCCGGACUCGGUGGCAACGGCGGCAUGUCUGGUGGCGGAUUGGUGGUGAACAAUUUGAAGCAGCAGCAGGCGCUCGGGGCCGCCGGUGGCAUGCUCGGCGGUCCAAUGGGUGGUGGCGGUGGCCAGGGCCAGGCCAUCCACCAUCCCGGGCAUCCGGGCAUGCAGAAUGGGCCCCUCAUGCCGGGUCGCGUGGUGGCCAUGCAGCAACCGAACCCGCAGGGCCACAUGACUGGACCCCGAGGGCCUCAUCUCAUUGGGCCUCGCAUGCAGACGCCCAACAUGGCACUAGGGAACAACAUCAGCAACAUGCAAGGUCCUGGCGGACCCUAUAGCUAUGGCGGCGGGCCUAAUCAGCAGAGUGUGAAUGUGGUGAACCCUCAAGGUGGCGUGAAUGCCACGACGGGUGUUGUUGCACCUCAGCAGCGCGGUGUACCGAAUAUGGCAGCAAUGCCAGGCAAUCGAUUACCAAUGGGACCCAAUAUCACGGGCAACAAUGAGGGUGGCAUUGCCGGACAGGCGCAACCCCCGGCGCCGUCGCCGGCACAGCCACAAUCUGGUGCCCCCGCGGGUAGUCAGCCGAGACCUCAGAGUGCGACGCAGACACAGAAUGCGACGAAUAUGUCUGCGGCGCCACAGAGUAGCUCGAUGGCGGAUCCGGAGAAGCGGAAAUUAAUACAACAGCAACUAGUGUUGCUGCUGCAUGCGCACAAGUGUGCACGUCGUGAGACGGAGAAUCCCAACAAUCCCAAUCCGUGCACACUCACGCACUGCAAGACGAUGAAGGAGGUGUUAGCGCACAUGACAGGCUGUAAAUUGAAUAAGGACUGCACUGUGGCUCAUUGCUCAUCAUCAAGACAGAUCAUCACACAUUGGCGUAAUUGCCAGCGAGCCGACUGUCCGGUGUGCUUGCCGCUGAAGCAGGCGGAUCGCUAUCGCAACAAUACCAAUGCCCAGCAAGGUGGUCCUGGUGCUCCUGGGCCAGUGGCUGGCGGCGGUCCUGGACCGACAGGUCCCGGUGCCGGCGGGCCUGGCCCGGGGUGCAAUUAA
This is a messenger RNA of Phlebotomus argentipes, 2584 nucleotides long. RefSeq names its product protein cbp-1-like. The record is from RefSeq and is a predicted model, not a curated record. Gene Ontology annotation, cellular component: histone acetyltransferase complex; transcription regulator complex. NCBI's taxonomy places the organism in Eukaryota, Metazoa, Arthropoda, Insecta, Diptera, Psychodidae. Gene Ontology annotation, biological process: positive regulation of transcription by RNA polymerase II. Bases 980 to 2584 code for a protein of 534 amino acids. Gene Ontology annotation, molecular function: transcription coactivator activity; chromatin DNA binding; histone acetyltransferase activity. The transcript is spliced from 7 exons.